Morus notabilis is the source of this 1374-nucleotide messenger RNA. RefSeq names its product 2-methylene-furan-3-one reductase. Gene Ontology annotation, molecular function: zinc ion binding; oxidoreductase activity, acting on the CH-CH group of donors, NAD or NADP as acceptor. Lineage: Eukaryota; Viridiplantae; Streptophyta; Magnoliopsida; Rosales; Moraceae. The coding region runs from base 90 to 1247 and encodes 385 amino acids. The transcript is spliced from 4 exons. The record is from RefSeq and is a predicted model, not a curated record.
CUUGAAGAAGAAAAAGGCAAAGGUUUGUGAAGACAGAAGAAGAUAAGCCGUUAAGGGACAGUUGGAAGCAGAAGAAGCAGCAAACAGCAAUGUAUGCAGCAGCAACUGCCCCUCUCACUUCCACAUCUCCCCAACUCAAACUCCAUCCUUCUCUCUGUCCAAACGGAAUUUCCCUAGGAUUUUCCCUCACUUUCCCGGGAAAGUACACCACCAAGAAAAUCCCGCUAUCCUCUGUUAAUCCUGGUCUCAGAAUCUCCGCCAGUGCUUCUUCCCCUGUUUCUGCCGAAGCCUCGAAAGUGUCUUCGGUGCCGGCCGAGAUGAAGGCUUGGAUGUACGGAGAGUACGGAGGCGUGGAUGUUUUGAAGCUUGAGAGUAAUGUCUCGGUUCCUGAUGUUAAGGAAGACCAGGUUUUGAUUAAGGUUUUUGCUGCUGCUCUUAACCCGGUCGACUUCAAGAGAAGGCAGGGGAAGUUCAAGAACACUGAUUCUCCACUUCCGACUGUCCCAGGCUAUGAUGUUGCUGGUGUGGUAGUCAAAGUUGGGAGUCAAGUGAAGAACAUCAAAGAAGGGGAUGAAGUAUAUGGGGACAUACAUGAGAAAGCAUUGGAUGGUCCUAAGCAAUUCGGGUCUCUUGCGGAGUACACUGCAGUUGAAGAGAAGCUGUUGGCACUAAAGCCUAAGAAUCUUGACUUUGCUCAGGCAGCUGCGCUUCCUCUCGCGAUCGAGACCGCUUACGAGGGUCUUGAAAAGACAGGAUUUUCUGCCGGCAAAUCUAUUCUUGUCUUGAAUGGAGCUGGUGGUGUUGGAAGCUUGGUCAUUCAGCUAGCAAAACAAGUCUUCGGUGCAUCGAAAGUUGCAGCAACUGCAAGCACUGGGAAGCUGGAGUUCUUGAAGAGCCUGGGGGCUGAUUUGGCCAUUGAUUACACGAAAGAAAACUUUGAAGAUCUUCCGGAGAAGUUUGAUGUCGUCUACGAUGCUAUUGGGCAAUGCGAUAGAGCGGUGAAAGCCGUGAAAGAAGGAGGCAGCGUGGUGGCUUUAACCGGUGCUGUUACACCACCCGGUUUCAGAUUUGUGGUCACGUCGAACGGCGAAGUAUUGACGAAACUAAAUCCAUAUUUGGAGAGUGGGAAGGUGAAGCCAGUGAUUGACCCCAAGGGUCCAUUCCCAUUUUCACAGCUUGUCGAGGCUUUCUCUUACCUUGAAACAAACCGAGCAGUUGGUAAAGUUGUUAUACACCCAAUUCCAUGAGAUAAAACACAAUACGACAGCCAAUUUUGCAAUGUUGCACUCUCUGUAAUGAGAUUAUGGCCACUUGAAAAAUAUGUUGGUAUACAAAGGAAUAAGUGAAGUUGUUUUCUAUUUUUGCUCACCAAUA